This is a messenger RNA of Hyalella azteca, 3822 nucleotides long. Its product is annotated as lysosome membrane protein 2. NCBI's taxonomy places the organism in Eukaryota, Metazoa, Arthropoda, Malacostraca, Amphipoda, Hyalellidae. The record is from RefSeq and is a predicted model, not a curated record. Gene Ontology annotation, molecular function: scavenger receptor activity. Gene Ontology annotation, cellular component: membrane; cytoplasm. The coding region runs from base 116 to 1639 and encodes 507 amino acids. The transcript has 11 exons.
GGGUUAGAUUUUGUCAGUUGUCGAUCGAGAGUUACAGGAGGAGGUGUGCACCGGCUCUAAAGCUACCUAUGAAGAGUCUUAGAUUGGUCGACUGGAGCGGUUUACCAAUUACAAGAUGAUCAUGAAGCAAGUUUGUGCAGGCGUGUCCACGGUGCUGGGCAUGUGCCUGCUGGUGCUGGGUGGCCUGACCAUCGUGUACUACGAACCCUUCAUCAACAACAUGAUCUUCAAGGAGAUGCUGAAGGGCACGGAGUCGACGCUGUUUGAGCCCGGGUCUGUGAUCGACGUGAAGCCUGUGCUCAGCGUCUAUUUCUUCAACGUGACCAACAAGGACGAGUUUCUGGCCGGCGACAAGCCCAUCCUGCAAGAAGUUGGGCCUUACGUAUACUAUCAGAAAUGGAUUCGCUGGAAGUCCUACAAGAACGCUAACCGCACCAUCUCGGGCUCGCUCAAGAAGAUCUAUUACUUCGACCGCGAGGCCUCCUACGGCCCUGAGAGCGACCUCGUCACCACGCUCGACGUGCCUAUGGUGACCGCGGUGUGGCAGGUGCGCUACACGCCCAAGUUCAUCCAGCUGAUCUUCUCAAGUAUGCUCGAGGUGCUCAAGAAGACUCCCUUCACCACCCGCAACGUCAGCGAGCUCGUCUGGGGCUACGAGGAUCCCCUCCUCAAGAUGGCGCGCGACAUCCUGCCUCCCGAGCAACGCUUCCCGUCUGACUCGUUUGGCUUCUUUUUAAAUGCCAAUAAUAGCGAUCCUGGUAACAACUUGAGGAACUUCCUAAUCGGGACGCCUGAAGACAUGAGCCAGCAUCUGGAAGUUUACUCAGACGACUUCAAGGUUUACCUCAACUUCUGGAAGACGAACGAGUGCAACAGAAUCCACGGCAGUGACGGCUCUGGCUUUCCUCCUGGCCUAAACCGCACGUCGACUUUAUAUUUCUACACUGCCGCGCUGUGUCGCGUAAUCCCAUUGCAUUUUGUGAAGGACGUGGAACACUACGGCAUGAAGGGCUACAGGUUCAGUCCCCCAGAGGACGUGUUCGCGGACGAGACCGUGAACCCCGACAACGCCUGCUUCUGCCAGGGCAGCCCUUGCAUCGGUGGCGGCCUCUUCAACCUCAGCAUCUGCCAGUUCGGCGCGCCCGCUGUGGUUUCGUGGCCUCACUUCUUCCAAGCUGACCAGAAGUACCUGGACGCAGUCGUGGGGCUUAAGCCUGACGCCGAGAAGCAUCAGUUCUCCAUGGACAUCGCGUCUCGGACGGGCUCCGUUUUGUCAGGCGUUGGCAAAGCUCAAAUCAACUUCGCCCUCACCAACGUUUCUGAGGUGAAGCCUGCGCAGGGCCUGCGACCGAUGAUCUUCCCCGUCGUGUGGUUCUCUGACGGCGUUGCAGUUCUGUCACCUGGUAUCGUCGACCAGCUGCGUAUGGCUAUCAACCUGCCUGAGACAAUCAAGGCGACAGUGUUGACGCUCUCCUUCAUCUUCGGCUGCGUGAUGUUCGUGGGAGGCAUCACGAUCUGCGUGAUGCUGCUUUACCGCAAGACCGUAGGGUUCUCACCUGAACACGGCGUGGACGGCAAGGCGCCCGCGCACGCUUCUCGCUUGCAGGGUGUCAGCAACCCCGCCAUGGAGAAAGAUUGACAAUUGUGGACGGAUGAUCAGACUCCUCGGCCUUGCAAACUACACCCUCAUAUUUACCAGCAGCAACUUCAGUAUCACCAGCAAUACCAGAAGCACCAACAGGCGCACCAAUACCUUCAGCAACAACAGCAGCUACAACAUCAGCAUCGUCACCGAACUCAGUCUGGUGGUGAAGAGAUGUACAACUCAUCUCAAUUUGCCGCUUAUCAGUUUAGCGACGAUGAAAAUGUCGGUGACGUACGGCGUGCAGAAAAUCUGGUUGGCUACAGUCGACUAAGCGAGUCAUUCACGCAGGCCCUGCCGGCAUGGCAUUAUAUUGAGGCGGGCUACCCGCGAGUGCCGCGCUGGGCCAACUGGCGGUCGCCAUAUCCUCAGGACGACCAAGACGCCUCUCGUAUCGUUGAUUAGUUUCAAUGAAUGUAUUGGGUUUGUGUCGUUCGUUUUGCAGUAUUUUUGCCUCCCAUUUAUCAGUACGAUGUACUGAAAUACGAAGAUAUUUUGUCACAAAAUGUAAAUUUACCAAAAUUUGCAACAUGAAGGUUGUUUUUGGUCGCAUUUAUCAACAGAUUUUAGGCUAAAUAAAUUCAUGAACCAAAUUAUUAUCAGCACAAUUUUCAACAUGAACAUUCCAGAGCAAUAGUGAGUGUGGUUGUCUAGCUCCGAGCUGAUCAUCUGUCGUGUUAAAACUUAAGUUCAAGUGCCUUAUCCUCGCGGUAAAAUAAGACGCUAGUGCACUUCAGUCAGGUCAACAAGAUACCUGACUCUUUAGUGCACACUUAAUGUUAAGGGUCGUAAGUUUAUGUAGACAAGUUUGAAUUAUGUAUGCCUUAUCUGAGGAGAUUAUUCUAGACUUGACUAGUUCUGGUAAGAGAGGUUCUCUUGAAUCUGCGUGUGCCAUGGCUUGUAAAUCUCGCUGGUUUAUCUCCUUUAUUAGCUCACUGUGAUAUUUGUGUUGACAUCCUCUCAUCUAGGAUAUCCAUCAAUGAAUCUCCAAAACUCGAAAUUUUAGUUCGACGUUUUAGACUAUUUUGGCAGCUCUCGAUUCUUCUCUUACUUGAUCACCGACGAAGGUGAUGAAGUCCUCCAAUGAAGAUCAUUGGUGAACUCUUCAGAAAAAUGUUGCUGUCUGGCCUCACCAACCGAUAGAUCCUUCAAAAAUUCCCUGACUGCACGAUUUGGUUGAUGUAUUUUGUCCUCGUCCUCACUGUAGGAUUUGAUGUAUUUUGUCCUGGACUCGACUGUAGGAUUUGAUGUAUUUUGUCCUGGACUCGACUGUAGGAUUUGAUGUAUUUUGUCCUGGACUCGACUGUGGGAUUUGAUGUAUUUUGUCCUGGACUCGACUGUAGGAUUUGAUGUAUUUUAUCCUGGACUCGAGAGCAGAAUUUGCUGUUAAUUUCACAUGGAGACUCUGGGAAACAGUCGUGUGCACCAUCACCGCUGCUGGGAAUUAUGAUGAACUGAUAAAAAUUUUGUAAGCUAAUGCGACCGACCUAAUUAAUUCUGUAAUUAUUUGACCUCAUGUCUAGGACUUAUCAUCUCACAAAUCAAGUGUCUUUGACAAGUUGUUAAAUUAACUUAUCUACUUGAUUCUCAUUUGUAAGCAUGCAGGAAACAAUGAAUGCGUCAGCAAUAUAUAUAUAGAUCAUUGGCUUUAUUUAAGUUUUGAGGUCUUCACUCGGGCUCAAAAUAAAUGCUCUAAAUAUUGACUUCAUCUGCUAUAGCGUUUUGUGCUUCUACUUUAUAGAAUUUACUUAGAGAAACAGCUAUUUAAAAAAUAUUGUACCUCGUUAAAAUAUCUCGCAGGGUUGCUGCUGACUUUGAUUGCAUGAAUUAUCUUCCAUUUAUGCUUCGUAUGUGAAGUUAUUACGCAUCCCAAUAUUUCAUGGGCCUAGUUCACCUUCAUCGUCCGCAGCUGGAGUCUCGUGUCUUCCAUUAGAGUUAAUGUUUGUACUUAAUGGCGCGUGAGUUGCUCAGAAGACCAAGCCACUCAGGGUCUGCUCUUCUAGACACAAACGGCGAGACUAGCCGACAGACCAACUCACUUGUGGUCUGGUCUACAUAUUCUUCCUGUGCGUUUAGUUACGAAUGCUUCUAUAUUCUCAAUCAAAUAUUUUUGUACGAGCUGUUAUGCAUAUACUCUCUUUAGGUGUAGAUUUUUACUUAAAUUAAAAGAGAAUUAUUCG